Gracilinanus agilis (Agile Gracile Mouse Opossum) is the source of this 474-nucleotide messenger RNA. RefSeq names its product PCNA-interacting partner-like. Gene Ontology annotation, cellular component: chromatin. NCBI's taxonomy places the organism in Eukaryota, Metazoa, Chordata, Mammalia, Didelphimorphia, Didelphidae. Gene Ontology annotation, biological process: negative regulation of double-strand break repair via homologous recombination. The transcript has 3 exons. The coding region runs from base 1 to 474 and encodes 157 amino acids. The record is from RefSeq and is a predicted model, not a curated record.
AUGGCUCCAUUUUCUGAGAAUAUUUUGGAUAUGAUUAAAAGCUUGAGAAGAAAUUGGCACCACCUUUGUCCUUCUGAGAGAACUACUGUGUGUGGUGCUGAUUCCAUGCUCUUGGCUUUGCAGCUGUCUAUGGCAGAGAUCAAUAAACAGCACUCUGGAGAAUUCACUGUCUCUCUUAGUGAUGUAUUGUUGGCUUGGAAACACUUACUACAUGAGAAACUAGGCUUGCCAUUUGAAGACACGGAAGUGGUUGAACAUUAUGAAGAUAUCAGAAACACUUAUGGUGCUUUUUUGAAGAGCAGCAACAUGCUGGACCUGAUUGAUGUAUACCAGAAGUGUCAAACACUGACCUCUACUUGUGAGAAUAAAAUGAUGUCUCCUGUAACUUUGAAUUCAGUUGUGACACUAGUAUGGGACCGUCCGGCAUGGCGUGCCCAUGUCAAAGGAAGUGUCGUGCCCUCUGAGCUGCGGUAG